UUAUAAGAUGUCAAAAGCCAUAUUUUGGUAGACACUUAAACUUAACAGAUUAUAAAGAAGAAUACUCUUAUGAAGAGGAAAUAUACUUCCGGUGUGAGGGUGGUUUUCGGCUGCGUGGAAUUGUCAGUGCCAUUUGCGGCAAUAAUAAUAGGUUUAAUAUUACAGAGAUUCCAUUCUGUGAAGAUGCUGCAAUAUCCAACCAUUUUACCGUCUCCAGCCUUACACUAGGAGCAUCUGUAGGAGGUGGAAUUGCUUUAAUGCUCAUAUUAUUUGGAUUGUUUGUGUGCAUUAGGAAAAAGUAUCUUGGAAAAGAGUCUAAUUAUGAGAAGUCGAAGAUUAAUGUAACGGAGCAGCAUCUGUACACGGACAUUAUUCAUAACAGACAGACUGACGUGCAGGAUAGGGAGCCAACUUACAACUAUAUCAAUGAAAUCUCUGAUGAGACUGUAGCUCUGCUGGUCUGUACGUAUAACAAAGGAAAAGUAGCACAUGGAUUUGAUACUUUGCAACAGGCAGCAAAAACUAGAAUUCGUGUACCCUAG
Saccostrea cuccullata (small rock oyster) is the source of this 542-nucleotide messenger RNA. RefSeq lists its product as uncharacterized. The annotation marks the transcript as partial. The record is from RefSeq and is a predicted model, not a curated record. NCBI's taxonomy places the organism in Eukaryota, Metazoa, Mollusca, Bivalvia, Ostreida, Ostreidae. The transcript has 4 exons.